Molecule: messenger RNA, 3663 nt
Organism: Nilaparvata lugens (brown planthopper)
Lineage: Eukaryota; Metazoa; Arthropoda; Insecta; Hemiptera; Delphacidae
Gene: Tbc1d8-9
Product: TBC1 domain family member 9
Exons: 22
Coding region: 179-3580 (1133 amino acids)
Molecular function (GO): calcium ion binding
Source: RefSeq, a predicted model, not a curated record
UUUACAGACAAAAUUACGUGAAGAGUUGCAGGAAACAUUUGUGCUUCUGUCAUAUCACCGAUUGUAUUAUGAUUUUCAGUGUAUAUCAGUGUAAAUUUUACGAUAUUAAUGUGAUAAAUUUGUUAAUUUUUAAACCCUGAACAUUGGUUCUGAUGGUGUUUGUUCUUAAACUGUAAAUAUGUGGUUAAAACCAAAAGAAGUGUUGCUACAAAAUGCUCUUUGGAAUGAUCUAGAUAAAAGCGUAUAUUUUGUUCUACAAUGUCGCAAAGGCCAUGGAAAAACAAGCGGAUUAUCAUCACUUAUAGUUGGAACAAUUGACAGUGUUUUUGACUCAAAACGGUUUCCGUACAGAAUCUUGCAUCAGACUCCAACUUCUGAGGUGUACUAUGAAAUAGCAUCAUCAGCAACAUUGAUUGAGAUCAGAAAACACUGGGAAUGGCUGCAACAGAAUCUGGCGAGUGACUCCCUGAGUGCCUUCUCCUCCGAAGAUGACAUCAACGACUUCGUUUUCUGUAAAAUCGAAUCUCUCGUGGCUGACACAAAAUCUGAGGCUGCUGUCGAGGCCGAUGAAGAAUCAAAGGAAUUCCAGCGAAUAUCAUCGAAAUUCAGGAAACUAUUCAGUAUGCCUCCUGAAGAGAGACUGGUCUCAUAUUAUCCCUGCAGCUACAUGAAAAAAAUCGUGCCAUACCAAGGCUGGAUCUACCUCUCCAUAUCUCACCUAUGCUUUCAUUGUCUGAUCUUCGGGAAGGAGAAGAAAGUUAUUAUAAGAUGGGUGGACGUGAUGGGGAUAGAGAAAACUUCAAACUACCUGUUCCCUGAAACUAUAACUAUCUCUACCCGUGAAAACAAGAUUUAUCGGUUCACAGCAGUGAUAGGAAAGGACGAUGCCUACAAAACUAUGACACAACUUGUCAACAUUGCAAUGAAACAGUUGAUGAACGAAAACACAGCCUUCGAUGUGGACAAGAAUCUCCUGAGUAAGCUAAGUUCCUUUUCACUUGUUGGCAGUAAGAACGUGAAGAAGAAACAGUCGUUUCUGAAGCGUGACUUGGACGCGAGGGCGCAGUCUGAUGCGUAUCGGCUGCUGUUCAAGUUGCCGACCACUGAACGCCUAGAUGGCAGCACUGAUGUCACCCUCUUCACGCCCUUCAACAAGUCAUAUGUGCCCGGCAAACUGUUUCUGUCGCAGAACUACCUCUGUUUUGACAGCAGGGUGCAAGGUUUAGUCAGUCUUGUGAUUCCUCUGCGAGAUAUGUCUCAAGUGGAGAAAACGGACAGUGACCCGUCCAGUGUUACCCUGGAAAACUCCAUUCUAAUCACAACCAGGAUGAAAGUCAAUUACCUCUUCUCCCGAAUUGUCGAUAGGGACUUCCUUGUACAGAAGAUCUCAGAACUGCUGGCUAAGAUAAGAGGCCAAUCCACUCUAUGCCCUCCAGAGAGUCCCAUUGCUCAAAAAGACUCGAGAUCUUGGAAGAUCCAGACCCCACUCGGUAUAGAGUUCCAGAACGACAAAAUGAACAAGGCGCGCCAGGAGGUGAAAGUGAAGCAGUGGGAGUUGCACUUCAAGGACUAUGGUUCGGGCAUCUCCAUGUAUCGCACUCACGAGAUCAGCAAGCUCGUUCUGCAGGGCAUACCGGAUACGCUCAGGAGGGAGGUCUGGAUGAACUUCUCUGGUGCUAAAAACGAGAUGGCGUCCAACCCAGGCCUGUACAGGGAGCUGGUGGAGAAGGCGAAGACCACCGCCUGUACGGCCAACGAUGAGAUAGAGAGAGACCUGUACAGGUCGCUGCCCGAACAUCCGGCCUUUCAGUCGGACACCGGAAUCAGUGCUCUAAGGCGGGUGUUGACGGCCUAUGCUUGCAGGAAUCCUGCGAUAGGCUACUGCCAAGCGAUGAACAUCAUAGCGUCGGUCCUCCUCAUUUUCUGCUCGGAGGAGGAGGCGUUCUGGCUGCUGGCGUGCGUGUGUGAGAACCUGCUGCCCGACUACUACAACACCAAGGUGGUGGGGGCCCUUGUGGACCAGGGGGUGCUCGAUGACCUCAUCAAGGACAGCCUCACCGACCUGUACGCCUGCCUCGAGUCGCUCGGCAUGAUUCAGAUGAUUUCUCUGUCCUGGUUCCUCACCAUAUUCCUCAGCGUAAUGCCCUACACCAGUGCUGUCAAUAUUGUCGACUGUUUCUUCUAUGAUGGGGCUAAAGUGAUAUUUCAGGUGGCACUGACAAUACUGCAAGAUAACGAGAAGCACUUGACGUCGUGUCGUGAUGAUGGUGAGGCAAUGCAGCGACUCAGCUCCUAUCUGUCAGGCAUCUACAAUGAAGAUGACGUCGAGUUGUGGCAGAUGAAGGAGGGGUGUGCCGUCAAAAAAAGUAUAACAGUUCAAAAGCUACUGUACAACGCUUACAAGGACUUCGGGAUGCUGACAGCUGGUGAAAUAGAAACACUGAGAACGAAGCAUCGGCUGAGGGUGGUGCAGAACCUGGAAGAUGGCAUGGGCAAGAAUGUGGUCAGGAGUGUCAAAAACGAUGGAUACUUUGACACAGAACAGUUACUGGUAUUAUUAAGUUUAAUAAGAGAGGAAUUGAUGAGAAAUCCGUCCAAAUAUUCAGAGAACCGCUACGACCAGUCAUUACCCUACUAUGAAGCCUACAGAGUCGAUUACGAUCUGUUCUUGUUCUUAUUCACUGGAAUCUCACCCUGGGGCAAGGGAAAGUACGGGGAAGAAUUGGCGGCAAGGUUAUUCAGGUUAAUGGAUCAAAACGGUGACGGCCUGAUAAACUUUCGAGAACUUGUGACGGCGCUUGGACUUAGCUGCUUUGCUGAGUGCAAUACUAGGCUCAGGCUACUCUAUCUCCUACAUCUCCCUCCACUACUCACUACAGCUGAAAUUCAGGCUUCCUUUCAUUCCGAGGAGGGGACUGAGGUGGCUUGUGAAGCAACAGAGGAGGUGGUGGCCCAACUGGGUGGAAUAGUCACUCCCUCUCUGGAGAGGUCUGGUAGCGUGAGCAGUUCUGCACAAACUCCAACGGGUGUCGACAGAGACCUGCCCUGGGACGUGAAAAGCAUGAGUUCGCUUCGCUCAAUGGUGCUAUCCGGCUGCGGUAAGCUCGACCGCCGUACACUGCCGCAGAUGACGCAGAUACACUUCAUGUCUCUGUGGCACACGCUUGAUGACCUCCUCAACGCCGUGUGCAAAAACGAUGAACUUGAUCAUAUCAUUGCCACUGUUGGCACAACUUUACUUCAACUAGGUGAAGCCAACAAGAGAUUCUACGAAAGCCAGAAUUCAACUACUGGAAGUCCAGCUAAUAAGGAUGAAGAAUCAGCCGAGAAGUCUACAGAACUGAUGGCGGACAAGAACGGCAACCCCGAGCAGAACCCUGCAGAGGGUGUGGGGGGCAGAGGGAGCAUUGCCGACUGGUCGAUAGGCCUCGAGCAAUUCGUGGCUACUGCACUGAUGGACGACAAAAUAGUCAAGUACUUCUCGGACAAGGUGGACCUGCGACAGGCUGUUGCCAACAUUCGCCAGCAGAGGGUGCGCUCGCUGCAUAGCUUCUGCAGUGACUAUGUGCCGCCGCCUUGACACAUCAACAAUUGUGCACCAGAAGCCUACAGCAUUCCAGUUGAGUUGGAUGGUAAAAUUGUGAGAACCAUAUUCGAGCAGCC